GACUUUAUCCACCUCAGUCCAACUUUGGCAUCUCCACAUUACAUUGUAUGCUUAGACUGUUAUCAAUUAUUAAAACCUUUGUAUUAGUCUUUGUAUUAGCUUCAAGACACUGUUUAAAAUCAUUCAUAUUUUCUUGUUGGUGUGUACGUAGCAGACUUACAUUACAUUCCCCACAGCCUCUGCCAGGGUUUUUAUUGAACUCGUUAACCAGCACUUAGGUUUUGUUUUUGGAGGUCCUCAAGACAAACUGGGGGAUCUGAUCCACACUUGGGGGAUCCUGACACAUGAGAGCAGAGGGAUUCAGAAUUUCAGGCCAAUUACCUCCUUCAAACGGAAGUAGUAGGAGGGAAAGAAAACAGAUUUUCCACAAUGGCAUAUCAUGUUUGAGCGAGUUGUGGUUCUGCAUGCGGUUCAAUAAAUUAAAGAUGACGUUCACACAUUAUUGCAGCAUUAUCAGUAGCAGCAAGAUUUGAAGCAAAACAUAGUUCUGUUAAAACAGAAAGCCGAAUGUAUUAUUUAGUCAGGGAUAUUGAACACUAGAGGAUACUCAAGAUCCCACGAACUAACUCAAGAAAAGCACUGACUGCUGCCACCAUCUUGUUGCUGACUGCCACUUCCACCAUCCUUCACCACCAGCUACCACAUCACUGAUGUUGCCAUCCAUGCUCGCACUGGACCCUAGUCGCUGCCGUGCUCCAUUGCCGCGUUAGCUGCCUCUUGACCAACCAUCAAAGUUCCCCAGUUGCCGCCAUUGCCGUCUCCAUAACCAAGCUUCUAGGACCAAAGAAGGAAAGGAAAGAAAGAGAAAAAGCAAGAAAAGAAGAAAGAAGAUGAAAGAAAGAAAGAAAGCGGUUGGAGCGGAUGAGUUCUGUUUGAGGCCUGUGAUGGUUCUUCACAAUGAAGCAGUUAAUUUCCAACGACAUUCUGUCAGUAACGAGGAUGAAGCUUGGAAAAACUACCUGGAGAAUCCACUAACUGCAGCAACAAAGGCCAUGAUGAGCAUCAAUGGUGAUGAUGAGAGCGUAGCUGCUUUGAGCUUCCUCUAUGACUAUUAUAAGGUCCCAAAGCAGGAAAGACUUAUUCUGCCCGGAAAAGUGCCUCGCCCAUGUGAAUCGAAUUUAGUAAAAAGGAGUAACACUGGAAAUGGAUUUGAAUUCGAUGACAUGACAUCUCUGGAUUGUUCUAUUCAAAGUAUGAAACUUUUGCCUGAAGAUAUCACGAUGUCAACAGAGUACCCCGAUCCAGACAAAAGAUCCCACCGGCUCCAGUCAGAUUCGAUCUUUACAGCUUCUAAAUCUCAGCCACUGUUGGAUAACUAUACCAGUAUUCCCACGGACCUAUAUGACUGCAAUCUAAUUGAUUCAUUUGAUAAUAUUUUAAUGACUCAGUUACCACAAAGGUGGGCUCCUGAGAACAAUUUCAAAGAUGCAUUUAAAGACAUGUCACCUGAGGCCUUCCUUAAUGAUUUGAUAAAACCAUCCUGUGUCGAGGAAAAUGUUACGCAUGAUAAACUGAGGGUGGAUUUUGAAUACAUGCUUGAAGCACCUAAAUCUGUCAACCAGAAACCAGGAGAGGAAUCGAUGGGUUACCUCAACAAGGGACAGUUUUACCCCAUCACAUUGAAAGCUAUGCACAGUGACAAGUGUCUGCAAUCAUCCUCAACCAAAGUUCGAAGUAUGAUCAUGGCUGUUUUUGACAAUGCAAAGACUCCGGAGGACCAAGUGAAGUAUUGGAAACACUGGCAUUCCCGACAACAUACAGUUAAGCAACGGGUCAUUGAUUUUGCAGAUUACAAAGAAAGCAACAACACAAUCAACUGUGUGGAAGAAGUGGCAUUUAAUGCUCUGUCUUUCAUCUGGGAUUCCAACAAGGAAGCAAAGGUUUACAUUGGAAUUAAUUGCCUUAGCACAGAUUUCUCCUCACAGAAGGGAGUCAAAGGCCUUCCCUUGAAUCUCCAGAUAGACACCUAUGACUGUGAAGCCAAAUCAGAAAAGCCUAUUCACCGAGCUGUCUGUCAGAUUAAAAUAUUUGUGGACAAGGGUGCUGAGAGAAAAAUGAGAGAUGAAGAGCGCAAGCAAUCGAAAAGAAAAAGCAAGUUUCCUGAUUCUACCACAGAGACCACUGAUAACAAAAGGAUUCCACUGUCAGACCACAAAGGAAGUGACACAACUUAUUUUAAACCAGUGACAGAUCUCAUUUCUCCUCCUAUUCUCUUCACCCCAGAAGCCCAUUUUCUGUAUUCACAAAGAACUGGAUUGGGGCAUUCGAUGAGUUGCGAAGUCACAAAUCCUGACAGGUUUCCAAUAAAGAGGGAUAACAAGACUCUGUACAAAGAUGAAUUGGACCCUCCAAUCAAACAAGCUAGACUUUGUGAACCAGAAAGAGUGCUGUUGUACGUGCGGAGGGAGUCAGAAGAAGUUUUUGAUGCUCUAUUGUUGAAGACGCCUGACCUUAACGGAUUGAAGAAUGCUAUUUCAGAAAAGUACGGGCUGCUUGAAGAGAGAAUUUAUAAAAUAUACAAGAACUGUAUGAAAGGAAUCUUGGUAAACAUGGAUGAUAACAUUGUGCAGCAUUAUUGUAACCAUGCUGCAUUUUUGGUGGAAAUAAAGGAUGUAAAUGGAGGCUGUCAAAUAACACUUAAAGAAGUUUAAAGAGCCUCAACAUUCAUGGACAAACUCAAAGAAACCUCAACAUUAGGAACAAACCAGUUACUGCUCUACCUCUUCCCUUUCUCUCCGUGUACAUAUGCUUUUGGCUGCUUUCGAUAUUUGAAUUCAAGAUCUUUGUGCCAAUAUUUUCUACUGACCAGGUGUAUAAAUGAGCUUAUUGAAGCCAAGCAUGAAGAACUGAACAUUUUUAAUCUACAUUCCUGUUGGAUGAAACCACUUGAAGAUUUUUUUUCUGACCUGUUUACACUGCUGGUUAAAGGACUUGUUAAAUCUCCAGUGUCAAAGUGCUAAAUGCUUUCAGCUCCACAACAUCUUAUUGACUGUUGAACUAUAUUCGUGGAAUCACUUGCCAGUUGAUGUCCAUGUAUGUGUAUUUCAACGUGCGAUAUUUUUGAAUUAUUCAUCUUUUAAUGCAAUUUACAUGUGCCAGUUGUUAUUGCAAUUUCAAUUAAUUUCACAUUUUUAGCAGAUUUUUCAGUGUGAAAUACUUACUUGAGGAAUAUCAGUCUUUUCUGGUGCUCAUGAAAUAUGUGGAAGAUUGCAUUGCUCAUUUGAAAAAGUUCAGAAAAAAAAAUUUCUUUUUGAGGGAUGUUAAUACCAAGAUAAUUAAAAAGUUGUCUUUCCUUGAAAUAUUCAUUAAGUUAAUGGUUUCAAAAUCAUAUCCUUCCCUUUCACACAUUUUGAAUCUGUGAGAUAGUUCCCUCAUGGUUCGGUCAAGGAAAUAUUCAUAUGUACUCAUUUUAAUGCCACAGAAUGAUACUGGGACCUUCUGAUAUGAUCAAGAAUUGCCAAAAUUUUUAAAAUCAUCCACAUACAGAGGUCAUGUGUGAUUUUGAAUCAUGGUGUGCUGGUAUCAUGUCAUGAUUUGCAACAUUAAAAUUAUGUACUAUGGAUACAUGUAAAAUAUUGUAUCCUGGAUUCAUUCAGCUGUCAUACACAAUGACCUGACAUCCCUCAUUUAUCAACAUCAAAUCAGGUGGCUAGAUUUAAAAUAUUAGGAGAUAUGUUAACUGCCUACUUUUUUAAAAAUCAUGUAUACAUUCUUUAUUUUUAUAGCAAAUAUUCUCUGGUAUUGACACUUGUCAAACUCAGUGCAAAAGAAGUGUUGAUUUACAUUGCGGUAAACCCUUGAUUGCUAUUGGCUCAUUGUCUUGAACUUUCGCAUUUUAACUGAGCUUCCAAAUGUAAUUAUAGGUUUCUUACAAAGUACUUAAGGUAAUGCUACAUUUCUAUGCUUGAAGAUAUGACAAAUCAGAGUGAUUCAAGAUUUUUGUCUUUCUCUAAGUAUAUUUUCCCCUCUUAAGUAAUGUAUGUGAGAAUAUUUACUUGUCAGAAAUGUCUAUUAGGUUGACACUUAGGUUGCCAUCAGUGCACAACAACAGGAAAGUAUCUUGUUAUGAAUUGUCUUGCCUCAUUUUCUAUUGACUUAUUAUAAUUGUUAUGGGGUUUGUGAAUUGUGAUACAGUGCGUUUGUCAUGUCUAUUGUAUUGUGCUCUGAAUUGUGAAGCACGUGUAUUAUAUAUAUAUAUAUAAAGAAUAAGGUUCUGGAUUAGUGGUGCUGGAAGAGCACAGCAGUUCAGGCAGCAUACGAGGAGCAGUAAAAUCGACGUUUCGGGCAAAAGCCCUUCAUCAGGACCUUUACCUUUUACCUAUAAAGAAUAAGGCUCAAGUACAAACAAUACGGUGAAGGACGUUUCAUGUAUUCUUCAUGAUACUUUUCAAACUACAGGCAUGAUCUCUGAAUUGCCAUAUAUAGUUUUGUUACCCCACUGAAAUGAAUUAGCUUCCUGGAGUAUUCUUAAUAAUAUGAUAUCUAAACUUCACUGCCAAAUUCCUGUGAAGAUUUCAAUUGAAAAAUGUAACUUUUAAAAUGAAAUUCCUGGAGUUGGUACACCUCUCUUCGAAUUAGUGAAUUGAGACUUCUACUGUGUCUGUAUGCAGGAGCUAGGACAAAUAUCACUGGCUCCAGUGUUGCUUCUAUUCUGGGUCCCAGAACUGCCCUGGGCCCAGCAAUCCCCUGAGAAUUGCAGCCCUGGUUAUUGCCCUAUGAAGUACCUCCUGUCCUGGGAUUUGUCUAUAUGCCAUUGUCAUGGCAUUCAUCUCUCACAUAUCCAUUGAGAUGCAGUUUAUUAAGGUCACAAUUGCUAAAAAUGUGCUUUUUUUCAACAUAAACUGUUUCAAAGAAAAUAAAUUUCUAUCAAACACCUGUAUAAUGCAUAAAUAAGCAGAAUUCUGUUUUUCUUCCAACUCUCCCUUACUCCUUCACUUGCUUCAUAUACAACAUAUGGAAAGGCAGUGGAUGCUUUAGUGAUAUUGAAUUUGAUGUCAGCUCAGUGCUGGGUGAUCCAACAGUUUUAAUAUUAACAAGGUCAGGGGUCAGUUAAGAAUCAACCACGUUGCUAUGGUCUGGAAUCACCAAUAACUCAGACCCUGGGUAAAGAUUGUAGAUUGACUUCCCUAAAGGACAGUAACAAACUAGAUAAAUUUUUUCAACAAUGUAGAAAUUACUUGGCCACUGAAAUCUUGCUCUUCUCCAUACCAGGUCCAUAAUUGGUGCAACGGCCACUUUUGCUUUUUGUAAAAGGAGGAACAAUAGUUUGAUGUGUCUCAAAAGAAAAUGAUGACAACAUCUGCCACAACAUUGAAAAGCCUUGAUUUUAUAUGUUUCUUAUAUUAGCAAAAUGAAUUAGUUACUUCCAUUAACACCUGCUCCACAAUUUGAUCUGGAGGGAAAUCUGCCAGCCUUGCCUGGUCUGGCCCAUGUGUGACUCCAGUUAUGUGGUUUACCCUUAACUGCUCUCUGAAAGGGUCUAGCAAGCCUCUCAGUUCAAGGGCAAUUAGGGACAAGUAAUACAUCACAGGGCUUUGCCAGUAAUGCCCACAUCCCGUGAAAAAAUAAAGGAAACUAAAAAUAUCCCCUGUACUACUCAUAGCAUCAGAUCCUAACCUUUUGGCUGGUGCUGGUCAUUGUAUUUGGGUGGAGAAAUAUUUCCUAAGGUGUUGUGAAUCUCUUUUCUCCUUCAGUACUUGGGUCACAGGCUUCCACUGCUGCACAAAAGGAAACAUUCUGUUCAUUGACUAAAGCAAAUAAUGGCAAUGACAGACAUCAGCAGUUAAAGCAUCAACAUUGGAAAUUUAAGGUCCAUGGAUGAUUACCCUUUGCUGCAUGAUGUUUAUGAGUUAAUCUUUAUUUGUGGGUAAACUACAUAUCCCAUUAAUCCUUUUGUACCAGGUACUGUGAUGUUGAAUUUACUGGAUUGUGAAUAAUGUUAGAAAAUUGCAGAUUAUACAAGUUACAAACAGAUUUUAUUAACUGGGAGACAAUUGUUAUGUGAGCAAUUUUUUUAAGUUUUAAAAAAUAAAUAAAACAUGUAAUUUAUA
Molecule: messenger RNA, 6050 nt
Organism: Chiloscyllium plagiosum (whitespotted bambooshark)
Lineage: Eukaryota; Metazoa; Chordata; Chondrichthyes; Orectolobiformes; Hemiscylliidae
Source: RefSeq, a predicted model, not a curated record